Molecule: messenger RNA, 603 nt
Organism: Diprion similis
Lineage: Eukaryota; Metazoa; Arthropoda; Insecta; Hymenoptera; Diprionidae
Exons: 1
Coding region: 1-603 (200 amino acids)
Molecular function (GO): protein dimerization activity
Source: RefSeq, a predicted model, not a curated record
AUGCCCGGAGAGAUCGCAUCCGAUGAAGUAUUUUCUCGAGAACAGCAGUUCAGAAUUGAUUAUUUCAACGUGUUAGACACUUUCUUAUCGCAAAUGCAAUGGCGAUUCGACAAAAUGACCGAAGUCAACGAUGAUUUUUGUUUCCUGACCGGAUCAUCCCUCGAAUCCUGGUCCGUAAUAGAUCUAAAGAAAAACGCCAUGGACUUAGGCCUAUUGUACGCUAAAGACAUAGAACCUGCGGAGUUUGUUAGCGAGGUAGAAAGUUUUAAAUUCAUGGCGGCAUCAGUUUUUCCGAAUCUAAAAAAAGCCACGCCGUUACAAUUGCUUAACGGCAUCAGGGAUUUUUCGCUGACGUCAGCCUAUCCUAAUAUAGAGAUAGCUUACCGCAUUUUCUUGACUAUGCCAGUUACUACUGCAUCGUGCGAAAGAGGCUUUAGUAAACUGAAACUCAUAAAAACUUACUUGAGAUCAACGAUGGGACAGGGAAGAUUGACAGGCUUAGCUAUACUAUCUAUAGAAAAUCGUUUAGCUAAGACCUUAGAUUAUGACGAAGUAAUCAACGAAUUUGCGUCUCGCAAAGCUAGGAGAAUAGCUAAUUUAUAA